ACCUCCACAAUUAAUAUGUUGCCGUCCUGACUUUUGCCCUCGAGGUCCGGGAAGGGGGCUAUUUAAUGAAUUCAUUUAGGCCUAAAAAAUUUUCUUUCUUUCCGGUAACAUGCUCAAAAAAAUUAGGGUAGGUAGGUCUGAAAAACUAUUUGUUUUGAUUUUUUUUUAUUAUUAAGGGAGACUUUUCGGAAAUUAUUUUUGUGUCAAAAAAUGAAUACAAAUACGGGGGUUAUGCCUCUAGAGCAUCAGUAAGUUGAUUUAUAACAUCACUGACUAUGUUUAAGGCAUAGAAAGUGUAGUUUUGCAACUUUGUGUCAAAAAGUUGAAAAAAAUGUUCUCCAAGGCCAUAAAAACAUUUAAGGUCGGGUCAAAAAUUUAGGGUAGGUUGGGGUACCGGAAACAAACAUUUUUUUACGCCUUAGUCACAGUGUAGAUCUAUAGUUAAGUUAUUAGGCCCACCUCCUGAAAUAUAAUAAUAUUUUAAUAAAUUAAUAAGAUUUAUUUUUAAUGAAGUGUAUUAAUAAGUCCUGAUUUCAUUCAAGUAAACUGGAUUGCUGUGUAUGUGCGUGCAAAUUAAAAUGAUAUUUUUAUGACUGUUUAAAUAGAAUAAAGUUUGUAUAAAGUUAAUCAACCAUUUCUUUAUGAUAAACAGUAGCUUUUCUUUGUAUGUGUAAUUAUAUCUUUAAAAGUGUGUCAAAUGAGCAAGUAUGUCGAUUUUAUACUGAAUUUUCCACGGAAACGAAAAGAGGAAAUUCCGCGUUUCAGUGUAUAUUUGGAAACAAGAAAAGGCCACCAUCGUUCUGUAUUAAAUAGAAAAACGAUUUAAAACUGACAGAAUGUUAAUUUUGUUAAAAGAUUAAAAAAUAUAUUAAACAUGAAGAUAAUUAUGUACGUUGAAUCGUAUGGACAGUCAUUACUAAAUCUGAUUAAUAUGCGUGGGCUUUAUAAAACAAUUCAGCUUUAUGUGGAUCACAAAAUGACUUCAUAUUUUUGUUAUGCGGUCGUUGUUCCAAUUCAGGCAACAUCGGGGUCACCAGACGGUAAGACGGAACAAGACAUUUUUCCUGCAGAAUUUAGUGGAAAAGAAGGCGACAGAAAGGGAGGACAGUCCCCAGAUAAACAUGAACACGGACAAGCACAACAGACCGCUGCAAAAGAAACUCAGGGCCUUAAAAACUUUAAAGGAUAUACUUUUAAAGAUACAGACCAUUGUUAUGUUGAACAUGAAAUGACGGACGCAAAUGGUGAAUCCCACUUAAUCCAUACCCGAGCAAUGUCUUUGACGGAUAGUGUGGAUGAAUUAAAGAUUGGAACCGGAACAGAUGGUAAAAUUAAUCCGGGUGGAGAAAGGAUUGAUUCAUGGGGAUCUUUAUCAGCCGAUGAUCUUACAAUGGACGCUCGCGCAUGUGCAUUGCCUAAAAGAAGACCGAAAAACGCACUAUUAAAAGAAGAAAAGUUGACGAAGCUUGAGAAUGAACAUGUCGAUUGUCAAAAAGAUAAAGGCAAAGCUGAAAACAGACGAGGGACACAUGGAAAGUGUUCCGAACACAUACAUGAAUUUAUAAAAAAUCUCGUCCAUACCCAGGUUUCUAAAGAGCAUAUCAUUAAGUAUUUUGAUGCCGUGAUAGUUUAUGAUAAAAAUGACUACAGUAACGUAAUAUCUUUUAGGAAUCAACUGCAUAGUAUUGUGAAGUCGAGUCUUGACGAAGAUUUGAAAAUUGAAUUAUUUGAUAGCGAAGAAUUUGCCCAAUCUAAGAUAAUGGUUGUUGAAGAUGUUAUUGACAGAUGCAGUGUUGUCUUAAUUUAUCUCUCAAGUAAUUUUAAUUCGCCUGAACUCCAUUUAUUCAUAGAAGAAGCUAUCGGUUUGUCAAGAUUAGGAUAUAAUGAUCCUGAAUUUCAAUCUGGAAGAACUACUAGUCGGAGACAGUGGGUGCUGAAACCAGUACACACAGAACCUCGUAAGUCACGGGACUACAAAACACCAUUAGGUUUACUUACAGUUAACGGUAUAGACUGGUUUGACCGCUCUUCAUCACAUACACUGAAUCAGAUAAAAGGUAUGAUGCAGACUGCGAUAAUGCAGCGUAAGCAGAGAGAGGUGGAAGGCAAUACUUCUCGGACUUAUGAACACGUGUUUGGAAGUUCCCCAGAAAUGCCACCUCUCGGGCCGCCUUUUAAUAAACCAUAUGAAUCGCCUACUUUUAGAAUUCCGCAGUUACCAAAACGACAGACUGCUCAAUUAAAUUCUCAUCCUUCAAACGAUGCGAUGUCGCUUAUACAAGGUUCACCAGCCUUUCCAUCGCACCAAAAUGAGUCGACAACAAUUCGAAUUGACACGCAGCCAAGUUUUCCUUCUGGCAAUCAGAAUACUGCAUAUCGUGAUGCUAGACAACUACUUGCACGUGAAACUACUUCACAAGGAAGCGGAUUUGCCCAGCAAGGUCGAAGUUCGGACUUGAACACUCCGUCGAGAUAUGAACCUAGAAACCAAGCAGAUGCUUGUCUGUCGUAUAACAUGCCUCCCCCGUACAGCCCAUAUACGGAUCAACAAUUUAGACAACCUCCAGUUGGCGGGCAGCAGUUCUAUCAACCUUUGUCACCUAAUGUUCCUGCUCAUCAGCCCGGGUAUAUUUACCAAUCAGCUGGACUGCCAAAUGAGGGUUGUUUUGCUAAUCAGCCGCCUGGACAUGUACCAAACUACCAAACUUCGGCGAUGCAUACAUGGCAGUCAGUAGGCGUUCCAGUACAAAUGGACAUGAGACAAUCGCAAGUGCCUGUCAAUUCAACAGCUACGGAUGUUCGCGGAAUUAGUCAGUACGAUCCUUACCAGAGUCUACAUAUAAGCCGAGAUGCUCUUCAAAGUGAGCCUGGUAAUUUCCUUCUGGACCAGAGAAACGAUACUCCACCUACCUCACAAUUAAGCGUAGUUUCUCAAGUGUCAGGGAAUCUUAUUACCAAGACAAAUCUUUCGGCAGAUGAUGACGUAGAGGUAGAUACACGCUCACAGACUGACCAUGCUAGAAACUAUGCAAACGAUUUCGAAAACAGUACCGAUGAGUCCGACUAUACUAGUGACAGUGAUAGCGACAUGGAUUUCCCAGUGAAAAGAAGAGUUAUACAGAAAGUUGUCAACAUCGUUGGAUGUAAAACUGUUCAGUUAGGAAAACGCAACCGAGUUAAGGAGACCGGUACAAAACAAGAGACAACUGAUAAACCUUCGAAGAAUCAAACAGAGAAGUGUUAUAGAUCAUUCAAAGAACCUUCUGCUUCUAAUAUCGCCGCAAAUGAAAAGCUGUCGACAGCUUACUUAAAACCAGCGAUGAAUAUUUCAGUUGAUAACAUGUCUGCGGAAAAUGCCUUGUCCAGAGGCUCGCAUUGCAAUUUGGAAAGCAGGUAUUCGUUGGAAAAGACAGCUCUCUUAAGUAGUGAUGCAAACAUGACAAGUAGACGUUUCGAACCUGUGAAAACUGCUCAGUUUAAAAUUAAUACGAAGUUCAAAGUUCAUAAUGAAAGAGUGAACGUUAAUGAAAACAGAACUAUCGAUGAAAAUGAAGUAUACUCUCCAGAUGACAAUAUUUCUGAAGAUCAGCUGUUUGGGAGUGGUUUACUAUCUUUAGAUACAAAUUCAUCUUCAAGCUAUAACAGGGGUUUUCAGCCAUUCUCUUUUAGUCAAGGAAUUCAGCAAACUAGAGAUUUAAUAAACUUUUUGCGUCCUUCUUUGAAUAUUAACAACCUUCCUGAAGAAACGUUGGACUGCAACACUUUUGUGAAUAAUGAUAUUGACUAAUCUAAUUUCGGAAACUUACGUUUUAUGACAUAAUAUCUGAUAGCAAACACUUCAAUAUGUUACGACAAGACAGUAAAAAUCCUCGAAAGAUUUGCAAGAUGUAUCUGUUAUCUGAUUGAACAAUUUAAAUGGGUGGUUUGAUUAAUAAAAACAGCAGUUGUUGCUUGAUAUCGAUAAAUCGAUAUUGUGUACAUAGAUAUUUUAAUGAGCAUAAAUUACAUCUAAAUUGCUUCUAUUUCAUAUAUUUAAUUUCAAUAGUAUGACUAAAUCGUUUGAGAGGUUUUACAUAUUUUAUUGUCUACGAGUGUUUUUACUUUUAAAAGCAUCAUAAUACGUACAGAAUCACAUUGCAAUUUCUUCCUAUUGUAAUCACUUUAGAAUGAAAGUAUUGUCUAUAUUUUGAUUUUGUUAAUGUAAAUCUGGAGUCGUAUCGUGCAGUUUUAAAUAUGAAUAAUAAUUGUAAUAAAUAAAUAAAUAAAUAAAUAAAAUAAAUAAUGAUAAUGAUAAUAAUAAUGUAGAUAACAUAGUAGUAGAUUACACGAACAUGAUAAUUGUAAUGACCAUUUUCUGCUUUAGCAGAGGCUAAUUGUACGUGAUCACUAUCAGCGAGACAUUCACUGUGAAAAUCAGAAUGAAAAUGUGACAUCUCAGUAUUCACUGUUAACCUGUCUUUUAUUACAAGAAAUCUUAUUGCCAAGUGCUUUGAAAAGAGUAACAUUUGUUCAUAAGGAAACCAUUAGAACUAUUGACACUUAAUGACGUAAGUAACGUUUGGAAGGAGGAAAUCAUGCAGCGUGAAUUAGAAGAAGUACACGUCAUCGGUUAUGAAAAUAAGGAAGUUUUAACUAUUACAAACAGUUCUUUUGAAAAGUAGCGUCAAUUGUUGAUACUUUUAAUGUAUGUGAAACUGCAAGUAUCUUUUGAAAUGUUAACUGCGUAGUUAUUGAAGUAACUAGCUAAACCAUAUUAUUCGUACAAUCGUCUCGUACAGUUUAGAUGGUCAAGAACAAAAGACUGCAUGACAUGAUCAUACUAACUGGUGUUUGUGGAAUGGUACCCACUAGCCCGGAAGUUACCUUGUCAGAAUGCAUCGUGGUCUGUCCGUGUUCCUUGAUAAACCGUCCACAGCCUGGGUCUUAGACAAAAACUUACUUUUAUAACUGGCUUUUUUUUCAGGCCUCAAAAUUGAACGUUUUACAGAUAUUACUUUUAGUUAUUCAUUCAUUCAGAGAGAGGUAUUUGUGUUAGUAUACGCUUUUUAGGGUGGAUAAAAGUCACUUUUAUUGAUUAGGUCAAGUUGACCAUCUUUGCUCAACCAUAAUGUGUUAUAUGCUAAUUUUACUAGGGUUUAAUUAAGUAUUUCUGUAGUAUUUAUACAUUUUGUACAUGUAUGUUCUUGGUUGUAUGUUUCAUGUUUGCAGAAGCCGUGUAUGAAAAACGGAAUAGAAAUAAAAAAUACAUUUCUAGUAAA
Messenger RNA from Mercenaria mercenaria, 5258 nucleotides. RefSeq lists its product as uncharacterized. The transcript has 5 exons. Bases 875 to 3787 code for a protein of 970 amino acids. Lineage: Eukaryota; Metazoa; Mollusca; Bivalvia; Venerida; Veneridae. The record is from RefSeq and is a predicted model, not a curated record.